GCCACAGCUUUAGAGGGACUGAAGAAAGUUAAAGUCAUCCACAGUGACAUCAAAACAAACAACAUUAUGGUGGUGAAUCAAAAGAUAAAACCAUUGCAGGUCAAGCUGAUUGACUUUGGCUUGGCUCUCCACAGCAACCAAACUAGUCAAACCAUCAAUCAAUGUCUUUUUUACAAAGCUCCUGAACUCAUUCUCGGGCUCCCAUACUCUACAGCUUUGGACAUCUGGUCACUGGGGUGUGUAAUGGGAAAGAUGCUUUUAAACUGUGUACUUUUCCCGGGGACUAGUGAUUAUGAAAAUCUGUGCUACUUCACUGAUGUUCUGGGACCAGCACCAGACUAUCUUGUUGACGCCUGCAACAAAUCAAAAGGGUUUUUUAAAAAGUCAAACUCUAACCAGUGGAUACUGAAGUCACCUGUGGAAUACUGGGGAGAGGAACACCAUAAACACAAAAGGUGCUUCAACUUUCGUUUUUUGCAUCAAGCUAAAAUGAGUCACCUGAAGUAUGAAAAACUGGCUGCAACAGAGGAGAGGAAGGAAUGCAUAGCGCUGAUUAAGGCAAUGCUUCAGUGGGAUGCAAAGGAGAGGAUUACUCCCAAAGGCAUCCUGAGACAUUCCUUUAUUGUCAGGAAAAGCGACAGUCCUUGCAGCCCUCUCCCUGAAUCUAACACUGCAUUCAAGCAGGAACCUUGCGCCAGCCAGGUCACGGCUCAUCCUAAAAUCGCAAGUCAAAAUAUGAAAGAUGUCAAAGGAAAGAGAAGAACAUAUGACAUUUCACAGCAGUCAAAAGAUUUAGACAAGAAACUGCCUCCACGGCCAAGCAUAAACCAGCCAUCUUGUGAACAGUUGAGCAAACCUUCACCUGUAGAAAACAGACUUCUCUCACAGAAGAUAGAUGGUAAGAGACCUGCAGCGAGCACAACUUUGGAGUCUACCAUCAAACAGGAAGAGCCGGACCCUUCUUCUAUUGUUGCAUCUACCAUAACUAGGGAAACCUGCAGCCAGAUCACUCAUCCUCAGAACAAAUCAAAACAGAAGAAUUUUUUUGAGAACAUAUGUCUUUGUUGGAGACAUGGCUAAAAGCUAAUACUGGUUGCUAUUUAAAAUGUGUGUGGUGAUAUUAAAAAGCUUAACUGAAAACAACAAUGUCCAGAUUUACUAAACCAACAGGAUGUGAGACAAAACACUGCUACAAACAGAAAUUGCCAGAUUAUUUUCAGUACUGAUAAUGUAAUCAAAUAGUGUAAAAGUAUUUAAAUC
Molecule: messenger RNA, 1260 nt
Organism: Xiphophorus hellerii (green swordtail)
Lineage: Eukaryota; Metazoa; Chordata; Actinopteri; Cyprinodontiformes; Poeciliidae
Product: homeodomain-interacting protein kinase 4-like
Exons: 6
Coding region: 67-1080 (337 amino acids)
Biological process (GO): peptidyl-threonine phosphorylation; peptidyl-serine phosphorylation
Cellular component (GO): cytoplasm; nucleus
Molecular function (GO): ATP binding; protein tyrosine kinase activity; protein serine/threonine kinase activity
Source: RefSeq, a predicted model, not a curated record